AUGGAGGAGUCCUGGCACAAGGCGAAAAUUACGCCCCAAAUAGCCGGAGUGUACCCAGGACCACCACCUCAAGUUAACCAGCCGGGUGCAAAAGCGGCGGAAAUCAGAGAAUUGAAGUUGGCACUGGAGAAGGAGAGAAAAGAACAUCAGGAAACUCGGUCCAAACUGAAAAGUUCCGAAGAAGAGCUGCAAUCCGCGUGGUCUCAACUCCAUGCUGCUUUUCGAGAUAAUCUGAAAUUUCUGAGAAUUGACAAUUUCAAAAAAGUUGACGAGCUGGAGCUAGAAAAGGGGGCGGAGCUUCUCCGGCUGGAACUCGAGGAGGCAAAUCGAAAAUACCAGAAUAUGAAGGAGUUUUUGGAGGGAAAGCUGGACGAGAAGGAUCGGGAAAUUUGGGAAAAGGAAAAAAUGCUAAAAGAAUCCAUCGAGAAUGAGAAUAGACUGAGAGAACAACACGAUGCUACAGUAACCGAGAUGAAAAUGAAAAUCCAGAAGUUGGAGGAAAAAAUGGACGGUGCGAAGAAGAACGCCUUGGCUCAAACCGUUCCACCAGGAGACAUCGAGACGCAACCAGCAACCAAAAUCGUCUUCAAAGGCCCAUACGCCGACCAGAUCACCUACCAUCAAUGCAUCAAAGUGAUCAACUCGUCCGCCCGUCGUAUUGCUUACUGUAUCAAAACCACCAAAAGACUCCGAGUCAACGUACCAUGUGGAGUCCUUGAACCAAAGGAGGGCGCCAAUCUCAUCGUCUCUUUCAAAAAACUCUUCGGACGGGUGGACGACCAUAUCACUGUGGAAUGGAUCAACACUCCGGAUGGAGCUGGAGAAUUCCGUCGUGAAUGGUUCCAGGGAGACAGUAUGGUUCGCAAAAAGAACUUGCCUAUCGAAUACAAUCCAUUUUCGGAAUAA
Messenger RNA from Caenorhabditis remanei, 906 nucleotides. RefSeq lists its product as uncharacterized. Lineage: Eukaryota; Metazoa; Nematoda; Chromadorea; Rhabditida; Rhabditidae. The record is from RefSeq and is a predicted model, not a curated record. The coding region runs from base 1 to 906 and encodes 301 amino acids. The transcript has 3 exons.